AUGCAGAUUCGAUCUUUUCUCAUUGCCGCGCUGGCUGCUGGUACAGCCACGGCUCACAUGAACAUGAAGGACCCUCCCCCACUGGCAUACAAGGGUAACCCGAACGCCAAGGAACCGAACAUCGACUACUCUAUCACUUCUCCCAUCACCAAGGAGCAAUACCCUUGCAAAGGUUACCUCAAGUUGAUUGGUACUCCCGAGGGUGCUUCCGUCAAGACCUACGCUCCCGGUGGCCAGUACUCGAUGAGCGUCGAAGGAGGAGCCUUCCACAACGGUGGUAGUUGUCAGCUCUCCCUGUCCUACGACAAGGGCACCACAUUCACUGUCAUCAAGUCAUUCAUUGGUAACUGCCCUACCGCCUCGGGUGGUACUUUCAACUUCAACGUCCCUGCCGACGCUCCUGAGGGCGACGACGUCGUUUUCGCCUGGACUUGGGUCAACAACACUGGUAACCGAGAAUUCUACAUGUCUUGCGCCAUCGUCACCAUCAAGGGUGGUGCCGCAAAGCGUGAACUUCCCAUGCCGAACAUGAAGCGCGAUACUGCCUUUUCCAGCCGCCCCCAGAUGUUCACGGCAAACUUGGACGGUGAGUUUUGCACCAAGGAAGGCAUCGACACUGUUUACCCCGAGCCCGGCCCAGACGUUGAGAACACGUCUACCAAGCCCGGCCCCGCAGUCUUGUGCGCCACUGGUGCCGAUGCUCCUUCGGGCGGUUCCGGUUCCGGCUCUGGCUCCGGCUCUGGCUCUGGUGCUGGUCCCAGCUCAUCUGCUGUCGCAAACCCUCCCGCUACUACCUCUGAAGUCGCUCAGCCCACCUCGACUCCCGCUCAGGAAUCUUCUUCGGCCCCUGUUGAGCAGCCUACCUCCGCUGCCGGCCCGCCCACAAUCACUGGUGGUGUUUUCGUGACUGAGCCUCCUUCCGGAGGUGCUACUCCUACCAACCCUACCCCUACUACUCCUACUCCCUCGACUCUGUCUACGGCAGUGGUUCCCUCUUCGAGCGCAGGAGCUGGCACCGGUGCUUCUUCCUCAGCUGUUGCGACGUCUCCCGCGGCAUCAUCCCCUGCUGGUACUCCCACUACCAGCGCCAAGGCUCCCAUUGCUACCGGUGGCGCCGGUGCCGGUGCUGGUGCCCAGUCUGGUGCUUGCACCAACGAGGGCGCAUGGGCUUGCUCGGCGGAUGGCGCUUCGUUCCAGCGAUGCGCUUCCGGUCAGUGGAGCGUGGCCAUCCCUAUGGCCUCGGGCACUAAGUGCACUCCUGGUAUCAGCAACACCUUCCAGAUCGGCCGUGUCCGCCGAAGCCGCGUUCGCCGCGCUGCUCAGAUUUAA
This is a messenger RNA of Daldinia decipiens, 1329 nucleotides long. RefSeq lists its product as uncharacterized. The transcript is spliced from 2 exons. The coding region runs from base 1 to 1329 and encodes 442 amino acids. Lineage: Eukaryota; Fungi; Ascomycota; Sordariomycetes; Xylariales; Hypoxylaceae. The record is from RefSeq and is a predicted model, not a curated record.